This is a messenger RNA of Neopelma chrysocephalum (saffron-crested tyrant-manakin), 234 nucleotides long. RefSeq names its product small nuclear ribonucleoprotein D2 polypeptide (gene SNRPD2). The record is from RefSeq and is a predicted model, not a curated record. Gene Ontology annotation, biological process: RNA splicing; spliceosomal snRNP assembly. The annotation marks the transcript as partial. The transcript is spliced from 2 exons. Gene Ontology annotation, molecular function: RNA binding. NCBI's taxonomy places the organism in Eukaryota, Metazoa, Chordata, Aves, Passeriformes, Pipridae. Gene Ontology annotation, cellular component: U5 snRNP; U4/U6 x U5 tri-snRNP complex; U1 snRNP.
GGUGUCGCGUCAAGGCCUUCGACAGGCACUGCAACAUGGUGCUGGAGAACGUGAAGGAGAUGUGGACCGAGGUGCCCAAGAGCGGGAAGGGCAAGAAGAAAUCCAAGCCCGUGAACAAGGAUCGCUACAUCUCCAAGAUGUUCCUGCGCGGGGACUCCGUCAUCGUCGUCCUGCGCAACCCCCUCAUCGCCGGGAAGUAGAGAAGCCACCCAAAGGAACCCCCCCGGCACCCCC